AUGGCGGCGAUAUUGAAGGUGGAAGAUGUCAAUCCUGAAGAUCGUCAGAUUCUGGAGAAACUGGCCAAAUUGCAACAAAUGUACGACCAGAUCGGCGGUCUUCGGGCAUUACUACCCGAAAAAUUGAUUAAUCCAACUCGUUUUGCCUUGGAUAACCCAGGUGGCUAUGAGCCUGAGAAACUCGCAGCAUAUCUACAUGCAGCAGCUCAGACCGGGAGUCGCGACGUCGAACGGUUCAAAAAGGAGUGGCACAGCGAUGAUGUAAGACAACUCCUGGACGUCGUCAAGGCCACAGACCUGGCCCAAGGCACUGAUGCAUGGGUUAUGGAUUACGGUAACUUCCUCCACGGAAGUGAUCCUAUCGAAGAUCAGCUUGUCGCCAUUAAUGGUGUUGAUUCGCACUCUGAUAGUCGCACUGGCGACACCCCAUUGGAGUCGAUUAACAAUUUCAAGAACAAGCACCCCGAGGUCAAGGUUGAACUUCUGGACGAAGUCAAAGGCCUUCCCGUCAACAUCACCAUAUCGCAGCUCAAGUUUCAAGUCGAUGAAGAUGCUGAUGGCUCUGGAUAUAGAGUGAUUGGCAGGCCAAAGACUGAAUCACUAGCUCUUCGGGAAAACAUUCUUGAAAAUAUCAACGAGAACACUGUUCUUGCCACGUUACUUGUAUGA
Molecule: messenger RNA, 669 nt
Organism: Exophiala bonariae
Lineage: Eukaryota; Fungi; Ascomycota; Eurotiomycetes; Chaetothyriales; Herpotrichiellaceae
Exons: 2
Coding region: 1-669 (222 amino acids)
Source: RefSeq, a predicted model, not a curated record